Molecule: messenger RNA, 1523 nt
Organism: Mus musculus (house mouse)
Lineage: Eukaryota; Metazoa; Chordata; Mammalia; Rodentia; Muridae
Gene: Ggact
Product: gamma-glutamylamine cyclotransferase
Exons: 4
Coding region: 582-1031 (149 amino acids)
Biological process (GO): modified amino acid catabolic process
Molecular function (GO): gamma-glutamylaminecyclotransferase activity
Source: RefSeq, marked validated
AUUUCCGCUCCGUGGUCCGGGCGCGCUCCUCGUGAUUCCCCCGACCGCUGCAGAGGUUGCAGAGCCUUUGGACAUGAGAGAAAUCCUAUAUAAAAUGUAUCCAUCCUGAAAGGACUUCCAAGCUCUUUACCUAGAGUAAGAUAAAUUAGAUCUCCUUAGGUAACCUGAGGGUGCUGAGAAGAGGCUUUCUCAUUGAGCUGGGGGGUGCAGUGACACAUCUAAAGUUCUUUCAAGGACAGCCUGCAUGUCUCACUGAAUGCUGGAAAGCAGUGGACUACAAACUGGAGCCUGGAGCCUUGUUUUAGCAAAUACAGCCUGCAAGCUAAGAAGACAUUUUACUUUUCUAAAGGGUGAUGAUAAAAACAAAGUGGUGGCUGCAUCAAGAGUGGCACACCUUUAGUUCUAACACUCAGAGUCAGAGGCAGGCAGAGCUGAGUUCAAGGCCAACCAUGUCUACAGUGUGAGUUCCAGGACAACCAGGGCUACACAGAGAAGCCAUAUCUCAAAAAGGACAAGUUGCUUCCUGAAGGAUCCAUGUGUAUUGUUCAAAACACAAGCUUAAAAAGAGUGCCUGCAGACAGAUGGCCCACAUCUUCGUGUAUGGCACCCUGAAGCGCGGCCAACCCAACCACAAAGUCAUGCUGGACCAUUCACAUGGCUUAGCAGCCUUCCGAGGCCGAGGCUGCACAGUUGAGUCCUUCCCACUGGUGAUUGCAGGCGAGCACAACAUACCUUGGCUGCUGUACCUACCAGGCAAGGGCCACUGUGUGACAGGUGAGAUCUACGAGGUGGACGAGCAGAUGUUGCGUUUCCUGGAUGACUUUGAAGACUGCCCCAGCAUGUACCAGCGCACAGCCCUGCAGGUGCAGGUGCUAGAGUGGGAGGGUGACGGUGACCCUGGGGACAGUGUGCAGUGCUUUGUGUACACUACAGCCACCUAUGCACCCGAGUGGCUGUUUCUUCCCUACCAUGAAAGCUAUGAUUCUGAGGGUCCACAUGGGCUACGCUACAACCCCCGGGAAAACAGAUAAAGGGCUGUGCCCCAGACGCCAACAGGAUGGAGGGAACCAGAUAGCUUCCUGGCAUAAGCAGAGCGUUCCAAGUUCAACUCUAAAGCAUGCUGACAAAACAUUUUUGUCAUAUACUCUAAUCUGAUGUGACUUAAUACUGCUUUAGUCUUAAGGAGCACCUGGACUUGCAGGUACUAGAUAGGAAACACUCUAGACUGAGGUCCCUGGUUCUCCUCACUGCCUUUUUUUUUUUUUUUUUUUUUUUUAAAUUUGCUUUGCUCUAACCUGAAGAUGGCAUCUUCUGAGACUAAAAAGACUAGGCUGCAGUUGCAUCUCAGAAGUCGAAUCUAGAAAGAAAUGGCAGGAAAUACUGAAUUGGGUUGGAUCAGUGUAAAAACAUCAAGGAAAGCAUGUUGUACUUAAACUAUGUGCUCCAUCCACCCCAACCCCACUUGCAAUUUCCAAAUCACACACAAACUAUUAAAAUGGCCAUUAAAAUACGAGUUUGCUGUU